This is a messenger RNA of Cyprinus carpio (common carp), 1368 nucleotides long. RefSeq names its product GTPase IMAP family member 9-like. The record is from RefSeq and is a predicted model, not a curated record. NCBI's taxonomy places the organism in Eukaryota, Metazoa, Chordata, Actinopteri, Cypriniformes, Cyprinidae. The transcript has a single exon. Bases 41 to 1105 code for a protein of 354 amino acids.
CAUCAUCCUGGGAAACAGAUGCUUUAAUGAUGAACUGUGCAUGAGUUCAGUCACUAAAGAGUGCAAGAGAGCAUGUGGAACGGUCGAAGGAUGGAAUCUUGCUCUUGUGGACACACCUGAUUUUAUUGACUCAGAUCAAACACUUAAACAAAUAAAGCAUUGCCUGGCCUUGUGUUCUCCUGGUCCUCACGCGUUUCUGCUCGUCAUACCAAUAGAGCGAUAUACAGAGGAGCAGCAGCGCACCGUAGAAAUGAUUCUGGAGAUGUUUCGUGAAGAUAUUGACAAUCACAGCAUCCUGAUAUUCUCACACGCCGACAGACUCGGAGGAGAAUCCAUCGAAAGUUUCCUUUCGAAACAAAAUCGAAAAGUUCAAGACCUCGUGGAGAGAUUUGGGAGGCGUUUCAUGGCCUUCGACAACACAAACCCUACAAACCCAGAACAAGUGAGUCGACUCCUGCAGAAAGUGAACGAGCUGCUGGCUGUGAAUGAGAACCGUCACUUCACUAAUGAAGUUACAGAAGCAAUGCAGGAAGCCCAAAGGAUAAUAGAAGAGAUAAGAGAAACUGAUAUGGCUGAAAGAAAGAAGAAUAUCAAGAGGCAGGUCAGAAAAAUGGCUGAUGCUCGUUGGCGUGCGUUUAUUUCUUACAUGAAUGAAGAAAAGCAAGAAACUGAACAAAGAAGGAAACGCAUUCAAGGCAGGAUUGAUCAGACUGAGAUGGAUAUAAAGAAGGAAGAACAGAAUGUGCGACCGAUUCCAGAAAGACUGAGUCGGUUCAGAGUAUCUCUGCAGAAAGAGCUGGAGAACAUGGGACAACUGGAGGAAAGACGGAUGAAGGAGGAGAGAGAGAGAAAGGAAAGAGAAGAGAAAGAAAAGAAGGAUCUAAAGAUCUGGAUCCAAGAAGAGGAGCAGAGGAGACUAAACGAAGCAGGACAGAAGAAUCUACAUUCUUCAGAUGACUGUAAAAUGAUACUUUGGAUAACUGUCUUCAUUCUGGGGUUUGUGAUCGUAUUCUUGCUAUUGAUCAUAGUGUAUCUGAUAUUUUCUCAGCAGUCAGAUUGUAAACAAAGUUUUUGGAGUUUUUCUUUUUUUAAGACAGCUUCUUGAGUUUUGAAAGGAAAGCUGAGUCAGGAAUGAUGACCCACUGCAGCACUCAGUGAAGCGCAAAGUAUUUUUAAGUGCAAUGUACUUUAAAAAUCCAAAUCCAAAAUGAUUUUCUCAUUUAUUUUUAAGCAUCUAAUUUGGGUUUUCAGUAGCAAAAACUCUUGAGUUUGCAGGGUUAUUAUAGGUAAAAGUUCAUAUAUAAAAACAUAAUAAACAUUAACUGAAAUAAAAUACAUACAUAAUUUCUCAAGCUAUAUAUUUCAGCU